This is a messenger RNA of Trichosurus vulpecula (common brushtail), 1377 nucleotides long. It is a transcript of the gene GLRA3, whose product is annotated as glycine receptor alpha 3. Gene Ontology annotation, cellular component: plasma membrane; synapse; neuron projection. Gene Ontology annotation, biological process: regulation of membrane potential; chemical synaptic transmission; signal transduction. The record is from RefSeq and is a predicted model, not a curated record. Gene Ontology annotation, molecular function: glycine binding; transmitter-gated monoatomic ion channel activity; chloride channel activity. Bases 1 to 1239 code for a protein of 412 amino acids. Lineage: Eukaryota; Metazoa; Chordata; Mammalia; Diprotodontia; Phalangeridae. The transcript has 9 exons.
AUGUCACCAUCUGAUUUUCUGGAUAAACUAAUGGGCAGGACAUCGGGCUAUGAUGCAAGAAUCAGACCCAAUUUUAAAGGCCCUCCAGUUAAUGUCACAUGCAAUAUAUUCAUAAACAGCUUUGGAUCCAUUGCAGAGACAACCAUGGAUUACAGAGUGAAUAUCUUCCUCCGUCAGAAGUGGAAUGAUCCUCGCCUUGCCUAUAGCGAAUAUCCCGACGAUUCCUUAGACUUAGAUCCCUCCAUGUUGGAUUCCAUUUGGAAACCUGAUCUUUUCUUUGCUAAUGAAAAAGGUGCCAACUUUCAUGAGGUUACGACAGACAACAAAUUGCUAAGAAUUUUCAAAAACGGCAAUGUGCUAUAUUCAAUCAGAUUGACACUAAUACUCUCCUGCCCAAUGGAUCUCAAAAAUUUUCCUAUGGAUGUACAAACAUGUAUAAUGCAACUGGAAAGCUUUGGAUAUACCAUGAAUGAUCUCAUCUUUCAAUGGCAAGAUGAGGCACCUGUACAAGUAGCAGAGGGACUCACUUUGCCCCAGUUUGUUUUAAAAGAAGAGAAAGACUUACGGUACUGCACCAAACACUACAAUACAGGAAAGUUCACAUGUAUAGAAGUUCGUUUCCAUCUCGAACGACAGAUGGGCUACUACCUGAUCCAGAUGUACAUACCUAGUCUCCUGAUUGUUAUACUGUCAUGGGUUUCAUUUUGGAUUAACAUGGAUGCAGCUCCAGCCAGGGUAGCUUUGGGGAUAACAACUGUGCUGACUAUGACCACACAAAGCUCAGGAUCCCGAGCUUCUCUCCCAAAGGUCUCCUAUGUCAAAGCCAUUGACAUCUGGAUGGCAGUGUGUCUCCUCUUUGUGUUCUCAGCACUCCUGGAGUAUGCUGCUGUCAACUUUGUAUCAAGGCAACACAAGGAAUUAUUGCGAUUCCGUCGGAAACGAAAGAAGAACAAGAAGGAGGAUGAUGAGGUAAGGGAAAGUCGGUUCAGUUUUACAGCUUAUGGAAUGGGACCAUGUCUGCAAGCAAAAGAUGGCGUUACCCCCAAGGGGCCAAACAAUCCUGUCCAGAUCACACCAAAAACCUCCGAGGAAAUGAGGAAGGUAUUCCUUGACAGAGCCAAAAAGAUUGACACCAUUUCCCGAGCCUGCUUCCCAUUAGCCUUUUUAAUUUUCAACAUUUUUUAUUGGGUUAUCUACAAAAUUCUUAGGCACGAGGAUAUUCAUCAGCAGCAAGACUAGGUCUCCAGAUGUAUUGAGGCUUAGCUGUUCCAUUUAGCAGGAAAUAUCUCUGUUAUAUAUGUUUUGGUUGUGUGUGUAUGUGUGUGUGUGUACGUGCACAUUUGCCUGCAUAAGUGCAUGUGCAUGUGUAGGUGAUGA